AUGAGCUAUAAGAUCUUGCUGUGCCUCUCAUUGGCUCUCUACAUCCAGGGUGGAGCCUUGCAACCUGUGCCUAUCCAGCCACCUCAGGCCUCAUAUGCCGAGGGCUCUACUGCUGUCCUGCAAUGCCCUCUGCAAAGUGGCAAGAUCCAAGACUACCAUGUUUUCUGGUUCCAGCAAAAGCCAAGCAAAAGCCCAGCCUUCAUCCUAAAGCAUAGCAACACUGGGCAGAUAGCCAGGUCCUCUUCAUUUGAUGCACGUUUUGUGCCCAUCCGGGAUGCCAAAACCAAUGCCUACAUCUUGCAGAUCCAGAAGGUGCAAACAGAUGAAAGUGCCACCUACUUCUGUCUAGCAGAGGGAAAUUAUUUCCUGAUAGCCAUUUCAGGGAGUGGAACCCGGCUCAGCAUCACAGGAGGACCAUCAGCAAAAGUACCAUCAUCAGUCAUCAUAUUGUCUGAUGUUUCCCAGAAACCAGGAUCUUCUGAUGUCCAUGCCUUAUGCAUCGUUGAAGGCUUCUACCCAGGCUUACUAGAGAUCAAGUGGAGUGCAGCUGGGAAGGAUAUAACUGAAGGAGUGACCUCUGGAGAAGUGACCUCAAAUGAGAAUGGCACUUACACCACCUCCAGCAUCCUGAAUGUAUCGCGCCAUUUCUUUAACUCUGUCACCCCUAUUCAGUGCUCUGUGAGUCAUGAAUCUUCUGGGGCCAAGAUUGAACGCAGCCUGGAAUGGUGCAUGCAGAAAUGA
Messenger RNA from Ahaetulla prasina, 741 nucleotides. Its product is annotated as immunoglobulin kappa light chain-like. The record is from RefSeq and is a predicted model, not a curated record. Bases 1 to 741 code for a protein of 246 amino acids. The transcript has 3 exons. Lineage: Eukaryota; Metazoa; Chordata; Lepidosauria; Squamata; Colubridae.